Messenger RNA from Stegostoma tigrinum, 6913 nucleotides. Its product is annotated as monocarboxylate transporter 13-like. Gene Ontology annotation, molecular function: monocarboxylic acid transmembrane transporter activity. The transcript is spliced from 5 exons. Gene Ontology annotation, biological process: transmembrane transport; monocarboxylic acid transport. The coding region runs from base 136 to 1488 and encodes 450 amino acids. The record is from RefSeq and is a predicted model, not a curated record. NCBI's taxonomy places the organism in Eukaryota, Metazoa, Chordata, Chondrichthyes, Orectolobiformes, Stegostomatidae.
CGCUAACGCUGCUGCUCCCAAGGAUAGUAUCCUCUCAUCUGUCGACCAAAACUCUUUGUGCUGACAAUAUCUGUCUGUUCGCCAUUCCUCCCCUCACAACCUCCCUUACUACAAUUGAUCCCAUCAUAGCCGGCAAUGGCCAAGCCAGUCAUCAGUGAAUCUCCAGAUGGAGGUUGGGGGUGGAUGAUCGUUUUGGCUGGCUUCUUGAAUAAUUGUCUGUUAGUUGGUGUCACACGAUCCUUUGGAGUAUUCUUCGUUCAUUUCACCGAAUACUUCCAGGAGUCAUCUAGUCGUGUCUCGUGGAUUACUUCCAUUGCUAUGGCAACACAACAGUUUGCAAGUCCAGUGGGGAGUGUAUUUGGGAUGCAGUAUGGAGCUCGCCCUGUGGUGAUGGUUGGUGCAAUUUUAGCUUUCCUGGGAAUGCUCACAGCUUCAUUUGGACAGAACCUUCUGCACAUGUAUCUCUCCAUUGGACUUCUGACAGGUUUUGGUUGGGCUUUGGUCUUCACCCCUACAAUGGCCAUGAUCUCCAGAUACUUUAAGAGGCGUAGAGCAUUGGCGACCGGUUUGGCAUUCACUGGAGUGGGAGUUGCCUCGUUCUUUUUCUCACCACUGUUUCAGCUCCUGCUCAAUGAGUAUGGAUGGCGUGGGGCUAUCCAGAUCCUAUCUGCAAUGAUGUUGAACCUCUGUGUCUGUGCAGCCCUGCUUAGACCCAUCACUAUCCAAGAGGACCUUCUUGUUGCUUCAAGGGGACAUCCUGAAAAUAUAAAGAAAAGUACCGAGUGUUGUGACAAAGUGACGUCUGCCUUUGAUUUGACCCUUUUCUUGCACCGAGGCUUUAUGGUGUACAGUUUUGCAGUAACCCUGAUGACCACAGGAUACUUUGUCCCCUAUAUCCAUCUGGUGGCCCAUGGAAAGAAUCUUGGAUUGAGUGAUUAUGAGGCUGCCUUUCUGUUGUCUGUCACUGCCAUCUCUGAGACUGUUGCACGGCUAUUUUCUGGUUGGUUGGCAGAUCUCAAGCUAAUCCGAAAAAUCCACAUGUUAUUCAUUUGGAGUAUUCUCACUGGAAUCAGCCUUCUCCUCAUUCCUGUUGGUAGCACGUACUCAAAUCUAGUAGGGCUCAGUUUUUUUUAUGGCUUCUGUUCUGGAGGCCUUGCCCCACUCUUCUUUUCCACCCUCCCAGAGAUCGUAGGAAUUGGACGGAUUCUCAAUGCAACUGGGCUCUUUCUGAUGCUCCUAAGUAUUGGUGGACUCCUUGGGCCUCCACUGUCAGGGUUUCUGGAGGACCUAACGGGAAGUUACACCAUAUCCUUCAUGACUGCAGGUGGCUUCAUCCUAGCAGGAUCACUCAUCCUGUUCUUCCUUCCAAGUUUUCUCAUCUGCACGGUGAUCCUUCCUGGACAACACAGUAAUGAUCAAGUUGGUGCUGGGAAUAGCAGAGACCAUCCUGCACAGGCUGAUGUGACAAAUUAUCGCUUGGAGGAAUAACAGGGACUAUUUCUUGGAAUGAAACUGACUGUACAUCAUAAUACAGUGUUGAUAGGUUCCCUUGAUGGCCAAGCUGUCUUGUUUUAUCCUCUGUAGUUUCAGGGGGAUGACAGCAGGACAUCACCAGCUCUGGCACAUGCAAAGGGAAGAUUAAAUCAUUUAGAGAGCAACAUACCCCAAGUUUAUAAUAUUAAUGAUUUGAGUGAGCGCACUCUAAUCCAUAGCAGACUUAGUUGCAAUUACUCCUGCAGACAAAUAGCUGGACAAUUUAGCAAGGAAAAUAAUGCAAAUUCAAAGUAGGAAAAGGGCAUUCGGCCCAUUAUCUCACUUUAUCCAAACUCUAUUACAAUCACAUCAAUGAUUAUGACCAAAGAAAACAAAAACAAAGAUAAUAAAUUGUGAGGCUGGAUGAACACAGCAGACCAAACAAAACAAACAUUGCUUGAAUGCCCUUCACAACCUCAGCAUAUCUCAGUGCACUUUACAACAAAAAUCUCAUUACUGUUGUCAUUAUAGAAAAUGCAAAGUCCAAUUUGCACACAGCAACAUCCCACGAACAACAAUUGAGCAGUGACCCGAUAAUCUGUGUUUUUGCGUCAUACUUGAGGAAUGAAUUUCCUUGCACUGUUCAUUUCCAUCAAAUUCUCAUCGAUUUGAGAGAUUUGCAGGUCAGAAAAGGAUGAAUUCGUUUAGUGGGACUCUCCUCGAGACAUGAUCAAGUUCUUUAAGAUUAUGAAGGCAUUUGAUAAAGUACCAUAUCAAAUCUCUUCACUUUUAUUGUGGAAAACAAAACCACAUGGUGUAGCCAAAACAUAUUGAAAUGGAUAGAAAAGCAGCUGGAUAACAGGAAGCAGAGAAGAGACAUAAAAAAGCAUUUUUCCGGUUGACAAGAUAUAAUGAACGGUGUGCCACAGGGUCAGUGCUGAGAUCUCAACUUCUUACAAAUUAUAUAAAUGACUUGGAUGUCAGCAUGGAAGGUAUGGUUGCAAAAUUUCCUAAUUACACAUAAUUAAGUAUAAAGAGGACAUAAGAAGGUUAUGAAAGGCUUUAGAUUGGUUAAACUCGUGGGCAAAUAUCUGGCAACUGGAGUAUAACAUGGGAAAAUGUGAAAUUGUCCAUUUUGACAGGAAGAAUUUUGUAAAAUAUCAAAUUACCCAAAUGGUGAGAGAUUGCAGAGCUCCAAGACGCGGAUGCUUCUGGGUUCCUAAUGCACUAAUCAUAAAAGGGCAGUAUGUAGGUACAACAAGUAAUUAGGAGGGCUAGCUUAUUUAUUGUGUGGAGAAUUGAAUGCAGAAGUAGGGAGGCUAUACGUCAGUAAUACAGGGCACUGGUGAGACCACAUUUGGAGAACUGUGUGCAGUAUUCUUCACUGUAGUUAAGGAAGGAUGUAAAUACAUUGGAAACAAAUCAGAGAUUUAUCAGACUAUUAACUGAAAUGGGCAGAUUGGCUUGUAAGAAAAGGUUGCACAGGGUAGGCCGGUAUCCACCAAAGUUUGGAAGAGUAAGAGGAGUCUUGAUCGUAACUUAUAAGGUUCUGAUGGGUCUUUACAGAUGCAUGAGAGGACUGCUUCCUGUUUUGAAAACAUGUUGAACCAUAGGCCACUGUUUAAAAAUAUGAGGUUGCCUAUUUAAACAGAUGAGAACUUUUUUUCUCAGUGGAUUGAGAGUCUUCACAAUUUCUCUUCCUGACAAGAUAGCAGAAGCUAAGAUGUUGAAUUUUUUUUAAGGCAGAAGUAGAUUGAUUCUUAGUGUAAAAAGGCGUGAAAAGUCAUUGGGUUAAGCAGGAAGUUGCAUUUUAGAUUUCAAUGAGAUGACCUUAUUAAAUGGUGGAGCAGGCACAAGGGACUACAUAACCUACACCAGCUCCUAGUUCAUACUCUCGUUUGAAAGAGUUUGAAAAGUUAUAAAGAAAAUGUUUACAUUACAAGUAGAAGUAAUUGAUGCAGGACUGUUAUAAAUGGUGAUAACACCGUGGAGCUGGAGGGAAACAGCAGGUCAAGCAGCGUCAGAGGAGUAGGAAAGCUGACAUUUUGAGUCAGGACCCUUCUUCAGACCUGAAACAUUACUCCUCUGAUGCUGCCUGACCAGUUAUGCUCCUCUAGCUCAAACACUGUUAUCUCGGACUCCAGCACCAACAGUUCUUACUAUCCCUUGAUGCAGGAUCUUAUUGCUGUUUGACUGAUUUAUUGUCACAUGUACCCAAGUACAGUAAAAAGCUUUGUUUACAAGCAGAUCAUAGGAUGAAAGAAACUGGGCAGAGGCAGACAAGUGACAGCGCACAGGGCAUGUACUAGGAAAGAUCAGCAUUAUUUGAAGUUGGACAGUCCAUUCAGCAAUAACGGUAGGAAAGAAGCUGUUCUCGAACCUGCUGUUGUGUGUUCAAGCUUCUGUACCUACUGCCUAAUUGAAGAGGUUGCAGUAGAGAAUUACCUGGGUGCAAUGUGUCUUUGAUGAUGUUGGCAGCCUUUCUGUGGCAGUUGGCUGUGUAAAUGAGUUCAUGAAUGGAAGGUUAGCUUCUGCAAAGGUCUGGGCUGUGCAUCAAUGUUGCAUCUGUAAAAGCUGGUGAAUCAUGUGAGGAAUGCAUGAGAAAUUUCUUUAACCAUAAGAUGGUGAAAAUAGGGAAUCUCAGGGAAUCACUGAGGUGGAUAAAUGGGACUGUGUUUGAAGGAGUGCAGUCAGAGGAAAUGCACAAGAAAGCCACUGACACAACACGCUACAGGCAGGCUAACUUGUUUAAUAGUAGAGCUAAUUUCACCCCUCGCCAAUGGCAAGUCCCGUCCUCAAGAAUGGUUAGCUAGGAGGAGGCCACUGGCAAGAGAGCAGUAAGAAGCCUAAGCCCUGAAAACAUAAAUCCUGUAGCUAUUGGGUGAGGAGGGAUCUUGAUCUGAGGAUGUUUGCUCUUUGAGACAGGCAUUACAGAAGGUCUCCAUCUCUGGUAAGCACCUGGAAACUGAUAUCUAUUUCAAGCCCACCGACUCCCACAGCUAUCUAGACUAAAACUCCUCUCACCCACCUUCCUGCAAGAAUGCUAUCCCCUAUUCCCAAUUUCUUAACCUCUGCCGCAUCUGCGCCCAAGAUGAGGCAUUCCACUCCCAGACGUCCUUGUUUUUCAAGGACCACAAUUCUGCACAACUCCCCCCCGCCGCCGCCGACAGUGGUUGAAAACACCCUCGACCACAUCUGUUGCAUUUCCCACACCUCAGCCCUCACAGCCCCUCUCUGCAAUAACAACAAAGACAGAAUUCCUCUUGUCCUCACAUAUCACCUGACUAACCUCCAGAUCCAAUGCAUUAUUUUCUGCCAUUUUCACCACCUGCAAUCCAACCCCACUACCAAAGAUAUAAUUCCCUCCCCACCCUUAUCUGCCUUCUGGAAGGGACUGCUCUCUCAGACUCCCUCGUCCAUUCCAAACCCCCACUAGCCUCACCACCCCCGGCACCUUUCCCUCUAACUGCAGGAGGUGCUACACCUGCCCCUACACCCUCCCCCCUCACCCAUAUGCUAAGCCCCAAGAAAACCUUCUACAUUAAACUCGGUUCGCAAUAAACAACUGCACCUCCCAGUCGCAAACCAUUUCCACUCCCACCUCCCAUUCUUUAGAUGACAUGUCCAUCAUGGGCCUCCUGUAGUGCCACAACGAUACCACCCAAAAGUUGCAGGAACAGCAACUCAUAUUCCGCUUGGGAACGCUGCAGCCCAAUGGUAUCAAUGUGGACUUCACCAACUUCAAAAUCACCCCUUCCCCCAGCGCAUCCCAAAACCAGCCCAGUUCGUCCCCUCCCCCCACUGCACCACACAACCAGCCCAGCUUUUCCCCUCCACCCACUGCAUCCCAAAACCAGUCCAACCUGUCUCUGCUUCCCUAACCUGUACUUCCUCUCACCCAUCCCUUCCUCCCACCCCAAGCUGCACCUCCAUCUCCUACCUACUAACCUCAUCCCACCUCCUUGACCUGUCCGUCUUCCCUGGACUGACCUAUCCCCUCCCUACCUCCCCACCUAUACUCUCCUCUCCACCUAUCUUCUUUUCUCUCCCUAUUUAUUCCAGAAUCCUCACCCCAUCCCCCCUCUUUAAAAAAGGGUCUAGGCCGGAAACAUCAGCUUUUGUGCUCCCGAGAUGCUGCCGGGCCUGCUGUGUUCAUCCAGCUUCACAUUUUAUUAUCUUGGAUUCUCCAGCAUCUGCAGUUCCCAUUAUCACAUUAAACAGAUGUUCACCUGCACAUCCGCUAAUGUGGUAUACUGUAUCCGCUGUUCCCGUUGUGGCCUCCUCUACAACGGGGAAACCAAGCAGAGACUUGGAGACCACUUUGUGGAACACCUACGCUUGGUUUGUGACAAACGACAACACCCAGUUGCAAACCACUUCAGCUCCCCCUCCCAGGCUGACAUCCUGGGCCUCCUCCUGUGCCACAACAAUGCCGCUUGAAAACUGGAGAAACAGCACCUCAUAUUCCACCUGGGAACUCCACCUCCCAAUGUGGACUUUACAAGUUUCAAAAUCUCCCCACUCCUGACCUCAUCCCAAGAGCAGCAGCAGCACCACCCCCAACCGUCCCAGCAUCCUUGACCUACACAUCUUCUCUCCCACCUAUCCGCUCCUCCCAUGUCACUGACCAACCCCCACCCCUACUUCCUAUCUACACUUACCUCACUUCUACUAGCCUCAUCCCAGCCUCCUUGACCCGCCCGUCUUCCCUGCCACCUACCCGCCUCUCACCAACCAAACCCCCAUCCCAACUCCCUACCUACUCACCUUUAUUGGCUUCAUCCCCACCUCCUUGGCCGGAGUGUCUUUUCUCCACCCAUCUGCUCCACUAUCUACUUUCAAUCACUGCCUCCCCAUCUCUGUAGUGAUUUCACAGCCCUCUUCCCCUUCCACUCCCCCAUUUCUGAAGGAUCCAGACCCAAAAUAUCAGCUUUCCUGCUCCUCUGAUGCUGCCUGGCCUGCUGUGUUCAGCUCAACCUCAUUAUCUCAGAGUCCAGCAACAGCAGUUCCUACUAUCUCUAGUCAUUAUCUCUCUCGUUUGUUUGAAUCUUUUAACUCUGGUUCCAAUAGGCUAAAGGAAGCACAUACCUGUAGAUGGAGCUGUGGAGCUUCCAAAGGUGUCUCAAAACAUUAAAAGGAGUUACAAAUUGUAUUGUUCAAUCCAGGUUUAACUGCAGAAAGUUUUUUACACUUUGGACUAGUUUAAGCUGUUUAACCCUCAGCUUGCUGCUGAUUUUGGAAAUCAAAGCUGUUAUAUUCUCUCCACCCACCAAAUACUCAGAAAUAAAUCAUUAAAUUGUUUACAAUGCCACACAAAGAGGUUAUUGAGUCUGGCACAGGAAAACAGAGUCUUUGAAAUUACCUUAAACCCAUACCCUUUGGUUACUGACCCGAACACAAGUGGAAAUAGUUUGAGAUAAUGGGAACUGCAGAUGCUGGA